AUGAAUAGUUCUCCAUGUUCUGAGUUUUCAUUUGAUAGUAAUUGGCCACCAUUGUUCCUCAACACUCACGAUGUUGAGGAACAAAAAAUGAUUUCUUCGGAGAAAUCAGCAUCCUCCAAAGAAAUCAAGAGUGAAAAAGUUCAAGAACUUCCCAAUAAAGAGGAAAAUCACUACAUUGGAGUUCGAAAACGGCCAUGGGGAAAAUUUGCAGCUGAAAUUAGGGAUUCGUCUAGAAAUGGAAUUAGGGUUUGGCUUGGAACUUUUGAUACCGCUGAAGAAGCUGCUUUGGCUUAUGACCAAGCUGCCCUCUCGAUACGCGGUCCUUCCACGUGCCUUAAUUUUCCUGUGGAAAGGGUUCAAGAAUCGUUACGAGGAUUCAAGUGUAGUGGCAAAGAGGGUUCAUCUCAAGUUGAAGCUAUAAAGGAGAAACACAAGAAGAGACAUACUAAAGGUAAAAGAAAACAAACUAAGGAAGAAAAUGUUCUUGUUUUUGAAGACUUAGGAUCAGAUCUAUUAGAUGAGCUCUUAUCUGAGUGUUCUACUUCUCAAUAA
Molecule: messenger RNA, 552 nt
Organism: Nicotiana attenuata
Lineage: Eukaryota; Viridiplantae; Streptophyta; Magnoliopsida; Solanales; Solanaceae
Product: ethylene-responsive transcription factor 1B-like
Exons: 1
Coding region: 1-552 (183 amino acids)
Biological process (GO): ethylene-activated signaling pathway; regulation of DNA-templated transcription
Molecular function (GO): DNA-binding transcription factor activity; DNA binding
Source: RefSeq, a predicted model, not a curated record